UGAGAGAGAGGGAGAGAGAGGGGGGGAGGCUCUGCAGUGUCUUGGCAGCUGCAGUGCAUCUCCCUCCGUCUGCGAUGCUUCCGCGGCCGAUCCCUGCCUCCUCUUCCUCCGCCUUCACCUGCCAGCUCUAACCGAGAUGAAGUCGAACUGAACCUGCACGUUCACACUUGCUCGCUGCAGCCUCUGGAGACACUCACAUUUGCUCAAAAAGGAGGAAAUUAUUAAAAAAGAGAGAAGAAGAACAGGAAAAAAUCAACAGACUAGAUUUUUUUAAUGGAAAAUGGCGAUACGGAAAAGAUCUCGCAGCAUCUUCUGCUUAGUAUCGCUCCAAAUUAUUCUGAUUUUCAGCGUAUCGUGGCCUGGAGCGCUGGGUCUCACAUUCCCACAGCAAUACACGAUAAUGCACUGGGCCAGGCGGAUCGAGCAGGAGAUUGACAGAGUCUUUCAGCACAUCACUGGAGCCCAACAGCUGAAAGGGAUUUACAAUGAAGAGAGGCGGCGGUUUAGUCUGGUGAAGAACCAGCCUCGUAGGAUUGUGGAGAAAGUGGCCUUGGAUAUAGAAAAGCUCCUGACAAAGAAACGCAAAGCACUAGAAAGGUUAGCCAGUGAGGCAGAAAGACUCCAGCGAGAGCAUCUAUGGCAGGAUGGGAUCAAGGAGCUGGACAUGGCCUACUAUGACUCCAAAGCAGAGCUGGAUUACAAUUCCAUUGAUGGAGAAGUUGAGUUGGAAAAUCCCUCACAACUCAAGCUGGAGUUUGUGUAUGACCCAAACUUCAAAAACAAUGUCAACUUUUCCCACACGGCUGUUCAGAUUCCUACAGAUAUUUAUAAAGGAGCUACGGUCAUCCUCAAUGAGCUGAACUGGACUCAAGCUCUAGAGAGAGUGUUCAUGGAGAACAGUCGGGAUGAUCCGUCCCUGCUGUGGCAGGCGUUUGGGAGCGCCACGGGAGUCACUCGCUACUAUCCAGCAUCUCCUUGGAAAGCUCCAGAUAAAAUCGACCUGUAUGAUGUCAGGAGGAGGCCCUGGUACAUCCAGGGUGCAUCGUCACCUAAAGACAUGGUCAUCCUGGUUGAUGUGAGCGGCAGUGUCAGUGGACUCACGCUUAAACUGAUCAAAGCUUCGGUGAUGGAAAUGCUGGAUACUUUGUCUGACGACGACUAUGUCAACGUAGCCAGAUUUAACGAGAAGGCCGAGGCCGUCAUCCCUUGUUUCAAACAUCUAGUCCAGGCCAAUGUGCGAAACAAGAAAUUUUUUAAGGAGGCUGUGCAGCAGAUGCAGGCAAAAGGAACCACCGACUACAAGUCGGGAUUUCAUUUCGCCUUUAACCAGCUGCUAAAUAAGACAAAUGUCCCACGGGCUAACUGCAAUAAAAUAAUAAUGUUGUUUACUGAUGGAGGAGAGGACAGGGCUCAGGAUGUCUUCAUGCAGUACAACUGGCCAAACAAAACCGUUCGAGUAUUUACCUUCUCUGUGGGUCAACACAACUAUGAUGUCACACCGUUACAGUGGAUUGCCUGCACAAAUAAAGGUUACUAUUUUGAGAUCCGUUCCAUCUGUGCCAUAAGGAUUAACACCCAGGAGUACCUGGAUGUUCUGGGACGCCCCAUGGUUCUGGCAGGCACUGAGGCCAAGCAGGUUCAGUGGACCAAUGUGUAUCAGGAUGCGUUGGGUCUUGGCUUGGUGGUGACCGGGACUUUACCUGUUUUUAAUCUCACCAUGAACGGGAACUCACAGAAUCAGCUGAUUUUAGGCGUCAUGGGAGUGGAUGUGCAUCUUGAUGAGAUAAAACGAUUGACACCACGUUAUAAUUUUGGGGCCAAUGGAUAUAUAUUUGCCAUAGAUCCAAACGGAUAUCUGCUCCUUCAUCCAAAUCUUCAGCCAAAGCUCGUGAACCUCCCUGAACCUGUGACGCUAGAUUUCCUGGAUGCAGAGGUGGAAGACAGCAACAAAGAGGAGAUCCGACAACAAAUGAUUGAUGGAAGACCAGGUGAAAAACAGAUCAGAACUCUUCUCAAGUCUAUUGAUGAGCAUUACAUUGAUGACGUCUACAGAGGUUACACCUGGACUCCUAUCAACGGCACUGAUUACAGUCUUGGUCUUGUGUUACCACCCUACAAUGAGUUCUACAUCCAGGCAGACCUGAGCGAUGUGAUGCUGCAGCUCCAGUAUAUGCAGUCAUUGUUACCCAGCUCCUUUGAGUCAUCAGGACACGUGUUUUUGGCUCCAAGGGAAUACUGCAAGAACCUGCAGCUUUCUGACAACAACACACAGUUCUUGCAGAACUUUCUCUCUCUUAUGCUGGACAUCUCCCCAGAGUCUGAUGAAUGUGACCAAGGACUCAUCCACAACCUGAUCCUGGAUUCCAGGAUUAUCGGGCUUCUAGCCUCCCGUGAAUGGAAGAACAAGGACCUGAAUGCGUAUGGCUUCCUGGCUAUAUUUGCAUCAACAGAGGGAGGAAUAACCCGUGUUUUUCCCAACAUAGCUGCUGACCUGUGGGAUGAAGAUCCUGAGCCUUUUAAUUCCAAUUUCUACCGACGAAGCCUGGACAAUAAAGGCUACAUGUUCAGACCACCAAUGAAAUCUUCUUAUGAUGACCUUGAUGCAACAGAAAACAACACCGCUGGGAUUCUUGUUAGUUCAGCUGUUGAGGUUAAUUUAGGGGGUAAACUGCUCAAACCCGCAGUUGUCGGAGUGAAGCUGGACCUGGAGGCCUGGGUGGAUAAGUUUAAGAUCCUGGCCAGCAAUGUGUCAGAUAGUCGACAAGGCUCGCACAAGUGUGGACCAUCCAGGAGCUGUGAGAUGGACUGUGAAGUGAACACAGAUGACCUCCUGUGUUAUCUCAUUGAUGAUGGCGGGUUCCUGGUUAUGUCCAAUCAGAGGGAUCACUGGCAAAAGAUUGGUCUCUUCUUCGGCGAUGUGGACCCUUUCCUGAUGCACGCGCUCUACAACAACUCCAUUUUCUCUCGACGGCAGUCCUUCCACUACAAAUCUGAAUGUGAAGCUUUCAGCAGCAGCCAAACUGGUGCAGCGCCGAGAGGCAUCUUUGUGCCAUCCAUUGCCGACAUCCUGAGCUUGGCCUGGUGGACGUCCACAGCAGCAUGGUCUGUGAUCCAGCAGAUUCUCUAUGGACUCAUCUACAACAGUUGGCUUUUUCAAGAGGACGUCUUUAUUGAUGGUUUUGAGACCAAAGUGAGCAGCUGUGUGACCAUCCGCAGCCAGUUCUACUUCACAAAUACCACUAACUCUUACAACGUGCUGCAGGACUGUGGGAACUGCUCACGACUGUUCCACGCCAAGCGGAUAGAAAACACCAACCUGCUGUUUGUGGUGGCCGAGACUCUGCCCUGCAGCUCCUGUGAGAUUGAGAGUCUGACCCAGGUCAGAAAAGAGUUUCAGGAGGAAAAUCCAUGUGAAGUUGUGAGCAACGCACGGUACCGUAAAGGCCCCAUUUCCUGCUUUGACUACAGUGCCUUAGAAAACACGUCAGAAUGUGGACGGGGUUGCUCGUUGCAGACCUCUAUAGGAGUCCUAAUCUUUAUUCAGCUCAUUCUGCAUUUGUUUCACGUACAGACUCUCUGACAUUUUCCAUCGCUUUGGAUUUAGGCUCGGAUCACUGAAGGUCAGAUCAAACAGCAACCGUGACAUCCUUCUUUAUUUUUUUAUAAAUCUGCUAACAACUCGCCGUGCUGUGUACUUUGAAGGAAAGCCCUGGCUUUUUUUUCUCUUUUAAUGCUUCUACAUUUCUCAGUGUUUCAGUGUUUGAGUUCAAAUCUGAGAAGAGCUUGUGUUUUGUUUUCACACAAGCUUUUCAAAGGUCACAGAAGCAGCCAGAAUAUGCUUUAUUAACAUGAACAGGGAAUAAUCAACUGUCAGGAUCAGGCACAAACUGGGUGGGGAGUUCAAAUUCCAAGAUUUUUUUUCUUUGUGGUGUCAUUUCCUGUGUUGCCACUUUCUGUUUUCUACGAAGUAUUUCAGCCUUUUUAAAUGUUUACACAGAAAUUUAUUAAAAAACCAGUAUCUUACUGGGUUAAAGCUGCUUUCAGUUGGAAUUAUACUGAACUGAGUGCCAUAUUUGUAGUAUCUUUAUUGUGUCUCAUUUUAAUGUUGAUUUUCUUGCCAAUCCCUCCAAAUGUCUAAUAUUUGUACUUUUUGACUUCUCUGAGAGGAAACAUGUCUCAAAUUCUUUAACUUUUAAAAAAUGCUGGCAAAAUGAGAGAGAAGCCCUGGAACUGGAGCACUCUUGCCUCCUUUGAGACAUUUGAAAACUCCCUUAAAAUGACGCCGACAGUGUCACUAACAGCCGGAGCUCCGAGAGAUACUAGCUUUUUGUAACUUGAACAACAGACAAUUAAAAACUACCCAGACUUUAAAAAAAAAAAAGUCAAACUCUAGAGAUGAUUUACCUGAAUCUGCUUUUAGAAAGUUUGCUUUUGUUGGAUUAAAAUGACUCCUGUGACUUAUAAGUAGUUUCAAAACCAGUGUACAUAAAAACCAAGAAUGUUAAUGAAAACUGAACACAUGCAUUAAAAUUACUAACAGUAUUUGAUUAAGAUUUUCAGUUGAAUAAUGUAAACCUUUAUUUUCUACAAGCUGUGGGACAGUAUAAAUCUUCAAUCUUAAAGGAGACAUAUUAUGACUUGUUCCUUAAGCUAUAAUGACGUUCUUUUAAGUUAUGAUAGUUCUAUGGUUGAUACCAAACAUGAUCAAAAUUCCUCUCACAUAAAGUUGAACCAUGACUUUUCAGUACCAGCCGUUUCAGGACUCUGUCACUUUAAGGAAACAAGCUGGAGUCAGCCACGCCCACCCAUCCCUGUGCUGGGACAGCUUUCAUAGAAACGUUAAUGCACAACAUCUGGUCAGGUACCACAAGUAGAACAUUGCACCAUGAGGUUUUGUUUCUCGCAGCAGUUUAUUUGAACAUUUCAAGAGAAAUUUUAAAACUUUUUGCCCCUGAAAAAAUGUAUUCUCAUGGCUCGGGAACAUGUGGCUCUGUUUGCAGUUGAACUAACAACAAGUCAGAUCUGUGGUAUUAAGAACAACGUUUGGAGCAUCCUCCUCAGACUAAGAGAGAGCGUGGCUUCAUUCCACUUUGGUUGUGCAUCAGUGCAUGAGGACCUAGUCUUUCCCUGUCUCACUGCAUUUUCAACCUGACAUGAAAAUAAUUUUAAAAUGUAAACACAGACUCUAAAAAUAAUGGAAUAGACCAUUUCUUUUAUCAAGCGGACAACUUAUUAAAAUAGAGCUCAAUAUUUUACAUUUUACAUUAUCAAAUGAUCAUUAGUAAUACACGAACAACCUGCUGUUUGCAUUUCAACCUGCUGCUGUCAGAGUAAAGUGUCUUUUUGGAGUGUUCCCCUUUCAGAAAUUAUGUGAUUUUUCAGAAAUCUGUAAAAGUGAUUAUCUGUGAUAUAAUGUAAGCACAAUGUCUUUUUUUUGUUGCUAAGCACACCCCCUGCCCACUAACCCUUUGUGCUAUAGGAAACUGAGCGCCGACCAGAAUUAACCAAUAGCAUUAGACUUCCGCUUCCAUGCUUCAAAUUUAAGGAACACCUCAGCUGAUGCAGAGUUGAUGAACUUUUCACAGACAAAUACAUCUAUAAAAUAUAAAUGUAUGAGAACACAACUUGACAUGAUAAUUCAUUGUGUAAAACAACGUGUUUUAGCUCAGUUUGUCGCCUACAGAAGCACAUUUAUAAACAAGAAAUGUGAAGUUGCCGUCUUAAAAAAACUGAUGGAGACUAUUUGUGUGAUAUGCUUGUCAGCCACUAGAUGGUGCCAUUGGAUAAGAUAAAUACUUGGAAAGAGACAUUAAAAAAGUAGCUAAAAUGCUACUGUAUGUUAGCUUUAGCCAGAUUUUCCUUUUAUCCUCCCACCCCUGUAUUGCAGGCAGAGAGAUUGAAAUGGCGUCCUGUUUGAGCUGUGACAGCUGAUGUUCACACGUAAUUUACGAAGCUGUAAAAAGUGGAUUCAUGUGAACGGAUUACAUCAUCCAUUUAUGACUGCAAUGGAAACACGGGGGUUAGGAGUAAGGUGGAUAAGCUGAGAAGCUCUCCUAUCUGGGCGGAGCAGUAGCUAUCUCCUUCAUCUGAGAGGUGGUUUUAUUCUAAAUUCUCUGUUUGUGAUGUCACAAAUGGAGACUUUUUGAAACAAAUCGUUUAGGCAAAUAAUUCCAAAAACCAAACACUGACAGAAAACAAAUGUUUAUUUUUUCUUUUCACAUUUGGGGUGCUAUAGAUGCAGCACAAACAGUUGCAUAAUAUGUCCCCUAAACUAGAGUUUUAAGAAUCACACAAUUUAGUGGAUUUUAGUUUUUUAACGACUGCUGCUAAUAUCACUAUUGCUGCAAAACCAACACCCAAUACUAGUUUGUUUUUCCCCUGAAAGAAACACCAUCAGAAAAACCAUCAAGAAAAAAGAACAUCUGAAAAUGUUUAAGGUUUUUAAUAGAUUUAUGUGAAAGCCAUAAACAAAUAUAUAACUAAAUAAUAUAAUGUUUGAGUAGCUGAGCUUGAAGGAAGUUUAAAGCAGCUGAGAGUUUGAGGAUCUGUAGAUGUGUGCCUAAUGCAGAUGUUCCUCCUCAUAAGUAUAGCCUCCAACAUCAUCGUGUUGGUUUUCAUAUUUCAUGUUUUGAAACUAAUUAAACACCACUGCUGCCCAGGGUCUGCUUCUUUCGCAUGUUCGGUCCUCGUAGAUAAUCCAGAUUAUGUGAAACACAGGAAGCUCCUGCAUUUACAGCUGUUCCUACAUGACAGUAGAUCUGAGCCUUAAUCCCACAUUCACUCUAGUGUCUUUCAGUCCACCUUUGACUUUUGCCAAGACAGUUUCAGUGUUGUUGUCCGCGUCAAACAUGAAUGAUUUCUCUCGGCUCUCUAAAGCACAUCAAUUUGUCUUGUACAUUUUUAACUCCAAUCAGAUUUUAUACAAAACUUGUAAAAGUUAAAUUUUUACCCCUGAAACUAUUUUUUGACUUAUGAGACAAGAAGUAAGAGAAGCAAAUUAAAUUUACAAAUAAAAUCAAAAUAAAUACUGACUUUUCAUGAGACAUAAGUGAGGAAAUGUUUGUGUUUUACUUUGGUACAAGAUAAUUAGCAUUUGUCCCACAGCUAAUGGGUGUGAUUUUGAAGUGCUUCCAGUCCAGUCGUCAAAGGAGGACGAAUCAAACAAGUGGUGACUGAAUUUGUGAAUUAGUUAUGCAUCCUGGGGGAAAACCAACAAUCAGCAGCAUAUGAAGUAUUGUUUGCAAUAAUAUGAUGAUUGGAAACUGUGUUUCAGGAUUAAUUAUUGUUUUUCUUAAUUGAAAUUAAUAGCAAAAGAAAAGAAAUCACCAUCAGUGUUACUCAAGUUCAAAACGCUGGUUGACAGGAAGCUCUUCAACAGAUCUUUGUAACCUGCGAUGCCAAUGAUUUGUCAAAUUGGUAUUCUGCUCUUAUGUGUGCUUCUGUAUGGGGAAUGUAGCUUUUAGACAGCUUUUGGUGUUAUGAAUAUGUUGUCAAUAUGCUGUACUUUUUUUUUAGAAGCCUCUGGAUUUGACCUGUAUGAGGAGAUUCACAGAGACAGACUUCCUGUUUCAUCAUGUGGAGCUAAUCUAAGGAGAUGUGAGUCUGGAGGCAGGCAGAAGAGAGAUUAUUUACUGUGAAAAAAGCUCUGAUAGUGCAGCGGUCAAAGCAGAUAGACACAACAUACAUCUCUGAUCCUAAACGCUCAUUUUUUUAAUGUCUUCCUUCCAAAAGGAAAAAAAUCAGAAAACAUUUGAAUCCUUGACCGUAAUUUAUUCCUUUGGUAACACUUCAGAAUUAACGUUCAUUUCAAACUAUUCAUUCAUUUUCUUGCUAUAACCUCCCAAAUAAUUCUUAUUUAUAGUGGAUAAAUAGGUUUUCUAUAUUGUAGUUGUUUUACUGAACGCCAUAUGACUCCUGUUGGCUUAAGAAAAUAUAAAUAUGAUCAAAAACGAGCAUUUCUGCCAUUAAUAACACCUAAUAAAUUAAGUUGAAGUAAGGUUUUAUUUUAAAUAAUUUUUUUAGACAUGUAUCAGCUGAUAUUGUUGUUUAUUCGCCUGAAGCUGCUUCUAUUUUACACUUUUAUAAGUCAAUUUGAGCAUAUAAAUAUUUAACCACAGUGAAAUGUUGCACCUGAAAGUAUUAUAGGUCAACGUGAAGCUGCUCCAAAUCACAUUUUGACUUUCUGAGCCUUAAUCUUGAGAUUUUGGAUCAAAAGCAGUUUAGAGGAGCAGAUCUUUAUUAUCUUUCUAAAUUAUGCGUUAGUUUAUUGUUUUUAGGCUCACUAAGUUAAAUCAUAGUCAUAAAAACCCAAGAAAUGAGUGGAUGUCAACAUACUUUAUUUGUAGAUUAAACUGAAUUAUAUAUAUUUCUUUCAUUUAUGUUUAUUGAACAGUCGAUGGUCCAGAGUUUGCUCAGUGUUUUAUAAAAGCCUGCAGCAAAUAGGCAUCCGUGCAUCUUCGAGAUGUGUCUGCAGUUUUGUUCUAGUAUCCAAACUCACCACGUCAACAAAAUCAUUUUUACUUGUGUCAAAUGUAGGAAUUAAACUUAUCGAAGACAAACAGUUUUGCUCUUGAACCAGAUAUGAUUAUUACUGUUAGACUGUUGCAUGAUUUCAUUUGAUUUUUCAGUCCCUCACAUGCCAACAUGUAGAUGUGAGCUGAGCUCUGAGAGUCCCCUUAUCAGCUGAUGGCUAUAACCGGAAGUUGCAGCACACAUGAUGAAAGCCUCUGUCUCAUGAUGAAUCCCUCUUUCUUGUAUUUUUGUGUCAAUGUUUCGAUCUGGGGAUGUUUUUAAAAAGAUGCUUUUCAGACAAAAUAUUUGUAAACCCGAUGUUUUUGUCCAUCUGCCUGGUGUUCCAGCCUGCAGUGCCUUGUUGCACUCAUCCUUUUGGAUUACAGGAACAUUUUGGAUCUCAGAUAAGUGGACGCUUACCCUGCAGGUUAUGUAUUUGAAGAGCUGCACCUCUAAAAGGAUAAGAUGCUCAUUCUGGACAUUUUUAAAGUUGUGAAAAUGCACAGCAGAGGAGAGCUGAGCAGCUGAUGGACAGAACCGACCCUGCUGCCCUCCUGCUUGGUGGUGUUUCUCUCUGCUUCGGGCUUGAAUCAGACGACAGACUCUGCUUUCACUGUUCCCACUCUGUCUCAUCAAUACACUGUUGAUGAAAACAUGCUUGUUGGAAAUGUGUUGGGACUGAAUGAAUGUUUAUUUACUCAAAACUACGGUUGUUUAUCUCCUGCGUUUCUGAGCAUGGCAGGGAACUGGAGAACAAGGACUUCAGCACCAACGAGACCUGCAGUUGGUACUUGAGGUCAUUACUGAAACAUUUUUUGUUGCAUCCAAUGGAAUGAGAAUCUGAGGAACUCUUUAGAAGCUGCAGCUUAAUCUUUCAACCACUGCUGAGGUCAGUGUUGUUAAGUUUCGGUUUCAAAUGACUGGUAUUUAUUUGCAUGAUAUUUUGAACAGACAUCUGUACAUAGUCCGAUGAAUAUUUGACAUUCCUGUCCAUAUCCGGCUCUGAGUACUGCUCGUGAAGAGGAGGCUAGGAAUGAAGCUGAAAGCUUGACUUCAGUGAAGCCUACAAUGACCGUCUGGGUUUGAAUUAGGUGACUUUUGCAGGAAGUGAAAGCACAAAGUUUGGAGUUAUGAGCAAAAUACUGCCUGAAUAAAUUUUCAUCAUUUAUUUAAGACAAAGAUGUCAGAAUAAUGUAAAAACAGAUAAUUAUUUACCCCUCUGAAGGCUGUAUUAAAAAUAAAUAGGCAGUGGCACAUGUUGGGACAACCGCUUAUUCAUUUAUUGAUAUAAUAUUGCUUUUAUCAUUGGUUAAUGCCUUACUUAAUAUGUUUGUUCAUUUGUUUGUUGUGGCUGAACUUUGUAUCAAUAAAAAGGAACUGAAUGUACAUGAGGAUAUAUGAAGCAGUUUACAAGAAAACCAGUAUAAACAGGUAAAAAUGAUGAAUAUAUCCUGUUAGUGUCCGAAUGUUUUUGCUGUAGUUUGCUUUUCGUUUUGCUGACUAUGUUGUUUACGCUGCAUCGUUCCCUCUCUGUGCCAGUCCCCAGCUCCGCCUCAUUUUGUACAGACGAUGCAAGGCAGAAGACGAAGGCUAAAUUUGUAAAGAUUUUGUCAGUCUCAUUAUGAAAUGAAUAUUUAAAUGUUUAUAUCUUUGGUGAAUAAAUGCUAUUGAUAUUUUUCA
Nothobranchius furzeri (turquoise killifish) is the source of this 10191-nucleotide messenger RNA. RefSeq names its product calcium channel, voltage-dependent, alpha 2/delta subunit 2b (gene cacna2d2b). Gene Ontology annotation, cellular component: voltage-gated calcium channel complex. Gene Ontology annotation, molecular function: voltage-gated calcium channel activity. The record is from RefSeq and is a predicted model, not a curated record. NCBI's taxonomy places the organism in Eukaryota, Metazoa, Chordata, Actinopteri, Cyprinodontiformes, Nothobranchiidae.